UUAGCGCCGCGCGCCCGUCUCUUCCCAGGCUUCGGGCUGGCUGGCGCCGCAGGUGACAAUUGCGCGCCCAAAGCAGCGCGGGCGGCGGCUUCGGAAGCAAUCCCAAGGCGGUCGCAGGUGCCCUCUCAUUCGAGCCUUAUUCACUAUCCAAGCCUCAGCUGGGGAGAGUCGCGGGCGGGCGCCGGAAGGCCAAGCCGGGCAGGAGGCUCUCUCGCAAGGGUCCUCAAUGCCCCGGUUAUGGAGAAAGGGGCGCCCUUUGGACUGCCUCGCCUGUGCAUGCUGUCGGCCGCGCUGCUGCUGGAGCUCUGCCCCUGUGGCUCCCACGGCGGGAACUGGAGGUGGUUGGGCAUUGCCUCCUUCGGUGUCCCAGAGAAAUUGGGUUGUGCUAACCUGCCGUUCAAUGCCCUCCAGAAGGACUUGUGUAAGAAAAAGCCCUAUCUCCUACCCAGCAUCCACAAAGGAGCACGCCUAGGAAUCCAGGAAUGCCAAAGACAGUUCAGACAUGAACGGUGGAACUGCUUACUCUCACCAGAUACCUCCUCUUUGGUGUUGAGCCCUUCAUCCCUCUCUGUGGCUCCUUCCUCCUCUGUCUUUGGUUAUGAACUGAGCAGCGGUACCAAAGAAACAGCAUUUAUUCAUGCAGUGACUGCAGCUGGGCUAGUGCAUUCCAUGACGCAUUCAUGCAGUGCAGGAAAUGUGACCGAAUGCUCCUGUGAUACCAACCUGCAGAAUGGUGGCUCGCCCAGUGAAGGCUGGCAGUGGGGUGGCUGCUCUGAUGACAUCCAGUAUGGAAUGUGGUUGAGCAGAAAGUUCUUAGAUGGCUCUGUAAGAAAUAGCACUGGAAAAGAUGGAAAUGGAUUGAUUGCCAUGAAUUUGCAUAACAAUGAAGCUGGAAGACUGGCUGUAGCAAAACUGAUGAUAGUUGACUGCCGUUGCCAUGGAGUCUCCGGGUCCUGUGCUCUGAAAACAUGCUGGAAAACCAUGUCCACCUUUGACAAGAUAGGCAGCUUUUUAAAAGAGAAGUAUGAAAACAGCAUCCAGAUUUCAGACAGACUGAAAAAAAAGCUACGCAGGAAAUUAAAAAGCCAGCGCAAGAUACCAGUCCAUAAAGAAGACCUGCUGUAUAUUCACAGGUCCCCCAACUACUGUGUUGAAGAUCGCAAACUGGGUGUCCCUGGGACCCAUGGAAGGGAGUGUAACCGAACUUCUGAAGGACCAGAUGGCUGCAACCUCCUCUGCUGUGGCCGCGGAUAUAAUACUCAUGUAGUCAGACACGUGGAGAGAUGUGACUGCAAAUUUGUUUGGUGUUGCUAUGUGCGCUGCAGGAAAUGCGAGACUAUGACCGAUGUCCAUACUUGCAAAUGAAAAACCAUCUGCCUCUGAGAGCAAAGAUGGUGGUGAGUAGCCCUACUAAGUAGCGCUCUUCGGGUUGUGCUAAGGCUCAAGAUAGAGCACAUUCUCCUAAGACUGUUCAUGGUCCAGAAAUUUGGGAUUUUACUGAAAGAGCAACCUGGAAUAAGUAGCAUUCUUGGGCAAAAGUAAGAGAAAGAAAACCAGUAGAGACCUGCCUCCGCUAAAUUAUUUAUGUAA
Heteronotia binoei (common prickly gecko) is the source of this 1590-nucleotide messenger RNA. It is a transcript of the gene WNT16, whose product is annotated as Wnt family member 16. NCBI's taxonomy places the organism in Eukaryota, Metazoa, Chordata, Lepidosauria, Squamata, Gekkonidae. Gene Ontology annotation, biological process: multicellular organism development; cell fate commitment; neuron differentiation. The record is from RefSeq and is a predicted model, not a curated record. The transcript is spliced from 4 exons. Bases 238 to 1365 code for a protein of 375 amino acids. Gene Ontology annotation, molecular function: frizzled binding; cytokine activity. Gene Ontology annotation, cellular component: extracellular region.